Molecule: messenger RNA, 3877 nt
Organism: Microbotryum saponariae
Lineage: Eukaryota; Fungi; Basidiomycota; Microbotryomycetes; Microbotryales; Microbotryaceae
Source: the annotation of a GenBank genome assembly
AUGCUCAGCCUCUCGGACCUGAUCCACGACCUCUCCGACUCGGAGGAUGAGCCAGAUCGCUCCACUUUGAUGGUGAGGCUCGCUGCAGGCGACCGACCGGCGAUCGAGGGGAUGGGCAGCUCGAGAGUGCCGUUGCAGUCGUCAGCCGAGCGCUGCGAGACCGAUCCCGCUCAGGGCCAGCGAGCAGGCCAGCAAGACUGGGGCCUGUCAAGCGUUACAAGGUCCCCAUGGCACGAGGAGUAUGGGUCGUAUUACGAACCGGCAAGUGACGGGAGCAAUGGUGGCGAUGGCGCAGGAGGAGAGGUCGAUCUUCUCGAGCAUGGACACGCCGAGCUGGCGGGGCAGCAUCACGAGCACAGCGACCACCUCAUGCAGUCGAGCCCACACGAGCAACUAACGUCCAUGAUGGCCUAUGGGGACGCGUACGCGAAUGCCACAGCCUACGGUCGUAUCUCAUUGCCGUUGCCACCACCCACACCACCUCCACGCUCUCCUCGUCCGCGCGGCCCCCGUCGCGCUGAACCCGAGCCAAGAUCGUCGCCGCUGUCCGCCACCGUGAGCGUAGACGGACCACUCGGGCGCAUUGAGCAAUCCACGCGCUCCAUGUCGAUCCAAGACGAGGCUCUCGAGACUUUGAAAUCGGACGACUGUCAUGGUAAGCGAUGCACACAGCGCCUACUGAGAACAUUGUCCGCCGAGCUCACCAAGACUCUCUUCUCCAAUUCAUCGCAGCUGGUCGAGACGGCUCUGUCGACUCCUCUACGGCUCCUUCGACACCCCGUAACCGUAAACGUUCUAUCACCACCGAACCCUCGACGCCUUCCGAUGCACCCUCGCCACAACCCGCGGUGACGGCGCACAUGACUCGCUCACUCUCGGACCUGUACGACGAAUCCGAGCAUGACGACGUGGCCCUCCAGGUCGCCGAGACGGGCAAAGAGGUCGAAUCGUUCGCUGAAAGGAUGGUCGCGUUCGUCUACAACGACACGGACGGCGAUGGGUCGGCCACGCUGGCUGGCGUGAUCACGCCGCUCAAGAAGCGCAUCUCCGGACUUUUCCUCGGUCUGAGCUCUUACAAGGGGGAUGAGAAUGCGAUGAUACACCAGGUCGACGAUCAGAAGGCUCUGGGCAAGUCGGAGUCGGGAACCCAUGUCGACAAACCGGACAUGCCCGCGAUUGUCGCGCAGAUUGUGCCUUCAAAAGCAGAUCCGUCCGUGAUCGUUCGUGCGCACGCGAGUCGAGAUGGCGCCGAAGGAGGCGCGGUUCCGUCCGAAGUCGGAUCCGAGCUAAUGGUGGAUGACGAUACAACGAUGGCCCACUUGGUAGUUCAAGACAUGGUCGAUGCCGAACGAGCGGUUUCUGCCUCGGUUGACGAAGGUCCAGAGGACGAUGCCCAGGACGUAGAGCCCGAGGAGUGUGCUCGCAUCAGAGACGACCUCCCCGCUCCGUCGACGUCUUCCUCACCCACGACUCUGAUUCCGUCAUGGACUGAGAACACGGUUGAAGUUCGCUUCGGGGUGCGUUCGAGCUUCGAUGCGAGGUAGAAGAAAUAAUUACUGACUGUGCUGCAUCCCGAUCUUCAUAGGACCCAGAGUAUCCAGAUUCUGCAAAUGCGUCGGAUCAAGAAGUUUCACCGCAGGAAGAACCCAUCGCGUUCCACGACGAAAAAAAAGCUGUCGAUGUCGAGCCGGAACAAAGCUCCGAACUACCCAUUUCUGUAGAUGAGGAGGAUGAAGAAGACAGACAGCAAAACAUAUCGACCCCUGACCUCGAAGCGACCGCGCAAUUGGAUCCGCCUUCGAACUCGCCCGCGCCCGCUCCACAGAACGAAACGAGAUUGGCGCUCGAAUUACCUGCAAUGAAGGACAAGUCGAAUGACAGCGAAGCGGAAGCCGAAGUCGCUCAAGAAUUUGCUGUCGGCACCCUUGUGGACGAGGUGGAACCACAUGCCGAGGCUGCACCUGAAUCGGAGGAGACCGCGCAAAUGGAGCAUGCCGAGGACCCGAUCGUGGAGGGCUCACAUGCAACCAUCAUAGACGAGGUCUUAUCGGAAGCGAUCGAAACAAUGAGGAUACAGCGCGAAAGUCGUUCACAUGAGCCUCAAUUGGACAGCUCCGAGGACCUGCCGGUUUUUGAGGAAGCCGAUGCCAUCGGGGAUGAGGAAGACGAAGUCAUCGAUGAUGAAGUUGGAGAAGGGGAAUAUGUCACGCACAGAUCCCCUCGGGGCAUUGACGAGCGAUCCGAGAUGCGCUCGGCCGAUCUGUACAGCGUGCCAUCGUCUCCACUUGCUCGAUUUACGUCCGAGGCCUCAGACGACAGCCUGCAACGCGACGAAGUCUCCGACGACGGUUCACAGCGCAACGAGGCCUCAGAUGAUGGCGAGCAGCGCGAGGACCCUUUCAUCCCACCCAGGGGAGCCACACCUGUCGUAGUGGCUCCGCCCGCCACCUCAUCACCGGGAUUGGAGUCCCCAACUCCACAGCAUGCUCCACGACCCAAGCCGAAACCUGUGCCGGCAUCCAAGCCGACGCCCAGAUCAGCCAGCAUCCCGGCGCAGUCGUUCUACGUGGAUGUUCCUGCUUUACCUCGACGGAGACACUCGUCCAUGUCGGAGCAUGCCGGCUCCUCUCGCUCGAGUCGUCAAAUCGAAAGUAGACGACCGCUCGGACCGACGGACAAGAGCCUGGAAUCUCCGAUCGCGUCCAUUCGAGCGAAAAAUGAGGCGCGUCUGUUCGAUGACCCUCCUGACCUCAAUGAACCUGGGUCUCGUGAAGCAUCGGUUCAAUCGCGCUCCUUCUCGACUCGCCAACUUCUGGGAGAUAGCCUCGAGCAAUCGUCGCCUGGGCCAAUUCCGAUGGACGUGGAAUUGAUGGAAGAGCAUCCGGUGGAAGUGUACCAGCAGGUCGAGGCGUUCGACGAAGCGGGCCUUGCUGCGGAUGAUGUUGCCCCAGUGCCUCAAAGCGAGCAGGAUAACGAGUCCGAUGACGUCGUUGAACUGAUCUCCCCACCGCGGAGACAACCUCGAAGGAUCAUAGUCGAGGAGGAGAUUCCACCCUCUUCCCCUCUACCCAGCCUUCCUCCUUUACCGUCAUCGAUUGCGCCCUCGGGUUCCAUCCGGCCGUUCGAUUCCCCGAGCAAGUCGCCUCCAGUCGAACACGACCGAGCUCCUCCUUCGCCUGGCCCUUCUACGCGACGCCAAGAUGGAGAUUCAUCUUCCGACGGUGAGACACUCAUUAUGAUCCCACGCGCACGACCAAGAAAGAAGCGUAAAAAGGCGUCGCCCGCGGUCAAGAAGAAGUUGCCUCGGCCAUCCAUCGAGCCCGCGCGAGAAGUUAGCGACGAGUCGUCAGCCGAUGAAUUGGACAUGCUCAGGACAGCCAAAGUACGACUUUCUCCAAUCAUCGGGCGGAAGAUCACAUUGCAGAGUCGACAUUUUACGACGCCGACGACGACAGAGCCAUACCCCCCAAAGACGGUCACAAAGACUCGCAACGCCAACCCUAGCUAUCACCGAUUAUCGCUUCCGAGUCGAAGCGUGCCAGCGCUGGAUCGAUCGAACGCUAAGGGCUACAUCAUCGCUCCUAGCCGACCACAUGCAUCGAUGGACAAUGCACCUUCCUCGAAUGGGCGUCCAGCACGUACACGAAAGUCGACGGCGAAUUGGUGGGAGCUUAGUAAAGGUCUGCAGCGGAACGAACCUCUGAAGACCAAACGUCAACGCAAGGAGGAGAAUGACGACGAUUACGAAUCGCGCAGACUCGACGAGGGGUUGGAGGACGACGAAGUGGUUCGGUCCUCGGUCACGAAGAGGAAGUCGCCCUCGCUCAGCAAAAGACGCAGGGUAUCGAGGGUCGUAGACGACGAUGAAGAGGACUGA